CAGGGUGUUUUAAUUGAAGAUGUCUCGCGUAUACGUUGGAAACUUGGAUCCGCGAGUAACUGAACGAGAACUUGAGGAUGAAUUCCGCACUUUUGGAGUUAUCAGAAGUGUUUGGGUUGCAAGAAGACCCCCUGGCUACGCUUUCAUUGAUUUUGAUGAUCGAAGGGAUGCCCAAGAUGCCAUACGAGAGCUAGAUGGUAGGAUUAUUGAAAUUUACAUUGUGAAUAUAUAUUUAUUAUGGUCCAGUGAUCAUCCUAUAUUGAGGCCUGGAAUUCAUUUGUCUGGGUAUGAGAAGAUUCCUUUCUAUUUGGUGGGUUUGUUUUCAUGGGAAUUAAUGAUGUCUACUUGAUUUUACUUCUGCAUUUCCAAUUUGAACACACUUAGUUGUUUCACAUUUUUUCCAGUACACAGUGG
Molecule: messenger RNA, 414 nt
Organism: Olea europaea var. sylvestris
Lineage: Eukaryota; Viridiplantae; Streptophyta; Magnoliopsida; Lamiales; Oleaceae
Product: serine/arginine-rich splicing factor RSZ22A-like
Exons: 2
Coding region: 20-349 (109 amino acids)
Biological process (GO): mRNA splicing, via spliceosome
Cellular component (GO): nuclear speck
Molecular function (GO): RNA binding
Source: RefSeq, a predicted model, not a curated record